AUGCUGAAGCACGCUUACCCGGAGGUGCUGUCCAGAUCGGCAGUGUCGCAGGCAACCAGCCGGGACCCGGUCCUGUCACAGGUGGUCAAGGCGGUGUCCCGAGGGGAAGAGUUGGCUGAGCGGAUGUACAGCCAUAAGUCCGCCGAGCUGAGCCUGCAGCAGGGCUGCCUGCUGUGGGGCUCCAGGGUGGUGAUUCCGCAGAGCUUGCGGUCCAUGGUCCUGCAGUUGCUGCACGCGGGCCAUCCAGGCGUGGAGAAGACCAAGAUGGUUGCCUGGUCCCACGUUUGGUGGCCUGGCCUGGUCCAGGACAUCGCUCGCAUGGUGCAGAGCUGCCAGGUCUGCCAGAAGAACCAGCGAGCCUCGCGCCAUCUGGAGAUCACCCCCUGGCCGUUGCAGGAGAAGCCGUGGUCCCACCUGCACGUGGAUUUCGGGGGCCCCUUUAAGGGCCACUGCUUUCUGGUGGGGAUGGACGUCUUCUCCAAGUGGGUGGAGGUACUUCCAGUCACCACUCCCUCGGUAGGGGCCACCAUUGCAGCGUUGCGGAAAGUCUUCACUCCCCAGGGGUUGCCGGACGUCAUCGUGUCCAACAACGGUCCUGCUUUUGCCAGCGAGGAGUAUCUGUCCUGGCUGACGAAUAACGGCAUCCGCCGGAUGAUGGUUCUGCCGUACCACCCCGCGUCGAACGGUGCUGCCGAGCGGGUGGUACAAACAGUCAAAGACAAGCUCAAGAAAAGCAAGGGUGGGGAUUUCCAGACGCAGGUUGCCCGAGUCCUUUAUCAGUACCGGACCACACCCCACGACGUCACGGGCCGUGCCCCCUGCAAGCUCCUGCUGGGCCGGAUGGUGAAGACACCGUUGGACGUCUUGCACCCCGACCUCCGGUCCACAGCGCUCCUGAAGCAGCUCAAGCACAGGCUGGCGGCUGACAGUAGUUGCCGUCCUGGGCCGUUGCAGGAGUCCGGUGCUCCGGUCUUCGCCAGAAACUUCCGGCCUGGUCCACCCUGGUCUGCCGGGCACGUGGUCUCUCCAGCCAGUGCAUCAUUACUGCUCGUUCGCAUGUCGGACGGGACCACGUGGCACCGACAUGCUGACCAUGUGAGGCAUCGCCUGGCGACCUCAGCCCCCGUCCCUUCAGGAAGCCAGCAGGCAGGGGAGCCAAGUGCAGUGACCGAUGCCAGCACAGCACCAGGGGCUGGUGCUACUCGCACCACUGUGAUGCCGCCUGCAAGUCCGGGGACAACAGCAAGGCAGGCAGACAGUGCGACAGCGACGCAGGCAGCGCCUGAUGCGACCACACCUGCGACACCCGUGCUGAGGCGGAGUGCGAGGCACCGGAGACCACCAGACCGCUACUCGCCGGAUGGACAGGUGUUUGUGUUUGUGUGGACAAACAAACUAGGGGGUGAGGGGUACCAGCAUCAUCUGGUCUUUCACCAUAGCCCCUUCCCGGAGAUGAGCCAACCACCAAAGUCUCGCAAGGUGGCCAGCCAGUUCCCGAUGGCGGUCGCAAUUUGCUGCAGCAACGGACGUGGUGGGGGUGGUAAUUUCGGCAUUGCCAGUGCCUGUGGCCACCACCGUGCCUCGGCCGGUGCUCCUCCCAACCACGGUGGCGGCUACUCCCUGGGUGGCUGCGUCGCGGCGGCUUCGGAUGAUGGCAGCCGUGCUGAUGCCGUGACCCGAACUUUCCUGUUAUAUCCAAGACCGCCAUAG
Rhipicephalus microplus (southern cattle tick) is the source of this 1710-nucleotide messenger RNA. RefSeq lists its product as uncharacterized. The record is from RefSeq and is a predicted model, not a curated record. NCBI's taxonomy places the organism in Eukaryota, Metazoa, Arthropoda, Arachnida, Ixodida, Ixodidae.